Molecule: messenger RNA, 1089 nt
Organism: Clonostachys rhizophaga
Lineage: Eukaryota; Fungi; Ascomycota; Sordariomycetes; Hypocreales; Bionectriaceae
Source: the annotation of a GenBank genome assembly
AUGGCGUGGGCAGAACCUCGAAACACUGGCAUGAUCUACCGCCGCCUCGGGCGGUCCGGCCUCCAUGUCUCAGCCAUUAGCCUGGGCAGCUGGCUGACCUACGGCGGAUACGCAGACGAGGAGAAGACGCUGGCCUGCGUCAAGAAAGCGUACGACCUGGGCAUCAACUUCUUCGACACGGCCGAGAACUACACUGCUGGCAAGGCGGAGAUUGCGCUGGGAAAUGCCAUCAAGAAAUUCGGCUGGAAGCGGAGCGACUUGGUCAUUAGCACAACUGAUCGGUUGCCCAAUGAAGAGAUCAAUUGGGGUGCGCAGAAUGGCGAGAUCUUGGUCAACAACCACGGCCUGUCGCGAAAGCACAUCAUUGAGGGUUUGGAGGCCUCGCUUGAGCGCCUGGGUCUGAAAUAUGUCGAUAUCGUCUACGCCCACCGUCCCGACCGGCUUACGCCGAUUGAGGAGACUGUGAGGGCAUUCAAUUAUGUGAUUGACAAGGGCAUGGCUCUUUACUGGGGCACAUCUGAAUGGAGUGCCGAGGAGAUUGCUGAGGCAAUCGGUGUCGCUCGAGAUCUGCGGAUGAUCCCGCCCAUUGUCGAGCAGCCCUUCUACAACAUGCUGGUGCGGAACAAGGUUGAGGGCGAGUUCCAGCGCCUCUACGCACGCCACGGCCUCGGCCUGACGACCUUCAGCCCCAUCAAGAUGGGCAUCCUCUCGGGCAAGUAUAACGACGCCGUCGACGGCAAGCUGCCCCCCGACUCGCGCUUCGGCUCCAGCCAGGACAAGUUCGCCAAGUUCAUGCGCGAGAAGAUCGGAUCCUCAGGCGACGAGGAGUGGAAGAAGGAGAUUGAGACAGUCCGGAGGCUCAAGCCCGUGGCGGACAGGCUGGGCAUCUCGCAGAGCCAGCUGGCCGUAGCGUGGUGCCUGAAGAAUGAGAACGUGAGCAGCGUCAUCACGGGCGCGAGCAAGCCGGAGCAGAUUGAGGAGACGGUCGGCGCGUUGAAGAUUCUGGACAAGCUGACGCCGGAGGUCAUGGCUGAGAUUGAUGAGAUUACGGGGGCCAAGGUGACUCUUGACCCGGCAAGGCAGGACUAA